Penaeus indicus is the source of this 3820-nucleotide messenger RNA. RefSeq names its product bile salt-activated lipase-like. The record is from RefSeq and is a predicted model, not a curated record. The transcript is spliced from 13 exons. The coding region runs from base 1 to 2232 and encodes 743 amino acids. Lineage: Eukaryota; Metazoa; Arthropoda; Malacostraca; Decapoda; Penaeidae.
AUGGAGCAGGAAUUCAGGGCGGGAGAGACGGUUAUUGGACGCCAUAAAGCCAGGUGUCCUGCGGGAGAGAAGGAAGGAAGGGGCGAGACGCACGACCUCCGCUCGUUUGCUUAUGUUGCCCCCGUGGAGGCGCGGUCAUGGAGCGGCGUGCUGGAGGCGCGCGAGUUCGGCGCCAUGUGUUACCAGCCCCUCGAGAACGACGUCUGGGACACCGUGGAGUCGUCGCUGGACCUCGGGCACCUCGAGGCCCAGCUGAGGAAGGCCCUGGCGGCCGAGCUGGGCAGUGACCUGUACGAGGAGGAGGUGGAGGAGCUGGAGGACGAGCUGCGGAAGGUGGCCGAGGCGAGGGAGAGCGAGGAGAGGGCGUGGAAGGCGCGGCUGGAGGGCGACUGCGAGAAGGACAAUGAGGUGGACGGAAGGACGUCGCCCUCGGGAUGCCAGGCGAAGGAGGAGCUGCAUAGUGCCAGUGUCAGUGUCAGUGACAGUGUUUACAGCGAGAGUGACAGAGACAGUGCCAAGGCCGCCCGCAGUGCCAGUGACGCUGACAGACAGGCGAGAGAAACGCCAGCGCUCCGGGUGACCGAAAACACCGUGCUGCUCAGGAGAAUACGCGAGCUGUGCUGCCAGAGCCACAACUCGUCCUCCUCGUCAUCCUCACGGAAGAGGCGAAGGCAAGGAAGAAGACAAGAGAGAAAAGGGUCCGGCAAGGAAGGCCAAGUACCUGUACAUGCAGCAGAAGCACAUGCGAGAGUACCGGAUGUCCGAGGACUGCCUGACGCUCAACAUCUACACUCCCCUCAGAGCCGCCGGGGAAAGACCAACGCCUCGGAGCUGCCUGUCCUCGUCUACAUCCACGGCGGGUCCUUCUAUUCCAACGGCGGCAGGCUCUACCCGGGGGAGAAGCUCGCCUCCGAGGGCAUCGUCGUCGUCACCAUCAACUACCGCCUCGGCCCCUUCGGGUUCCUGUCGACGGGCGACGGGUGGUCGAGGGGCAACUGGGGGCUCCUGGACCAGCGCAUGGCCCUCCUGUGGGUGCGCCGCCACGCCAGUGCCUUCGGGGGCCACAAGGACAAGAUCCUCCUGGUGGGCAACUCCGCCGGGGCCGCCUCCGUCAUCCUGCACCUCGUGUCCCCGCUGUCCCAAGACCUGUUUUCGCGGGCGGCGGCGCUCUCCGGCUGCGCGCUGGCACCCUGGUCGCUUCAGAGCCGUCCCCUGCACUUCGCCCAGCAGCUCGCCGCCGGCCUCGAGUGCCCCGUCUCCCCGUCGAGCGAGCUGGUGGACUGCCUCAGGCGUCAGGAGGCGCAGGAGAUCAACCAGAUCUAUGCCAAGGACUACAUCCAGGACGGUCUGUGGCUGGCCUUCGCUCCCGUGGUGGAGGGCGACUUCGAGGGCGCCUUCCUGCCGAGGUCGCCGAGGACACUGCUGGAGGAGGGGUCGCUGCCGCCUAUCCCGCUCCUCAUGACGCUGACGAAGGACGAAGUCUCCAUCUGGUUCAGGGAAGCCUCGCCAUCAACGCUCUCCCCCUCAUCAGAGAACCGAACCAUCGAACUCUCCAGAGCCGAGGAUUGGCUGGAUAUCAUCAUGAAGCAGAAAUUCCCCGACCUCGAACCUCGGGCUCUUGCGGCGGUCCUUCACGCCGUCCGCGCCGCUUACAUCUACAGGAACGGAUACACCACCAAAGUCCCCGUCAAGAUUAUUUCCGAGCUCAUCUCCGACCUGGGCCUCCGCGUUCCCUGCGUCGAGGAAGCCGGGUUGUUGAGCCACUGGACGCGCCUCUACUUCGCUGAGUUCUCCUACGUGUCACCCGACGACGUGCGGGUGGGCAGCCAGAAGUGGAUAGGUUCUUACCACGAGAGCGACCUGCAGUUCGUGUUCGGCCAGCCCUUCCUCGGCCUGGCCAACACCCUCCGUGGCCCCAAAGACCGCUCUGUGGCCACUACCAUCAUGAGUGUCAUCAUCUCCUUCGCACAUACGGGCGUGCCUGAGUUGGGCGAGAUGGAAUGGCCGGCUUACAACCUAAGUCACCUCGUCCACCUUGAACUGAGUGAACAGCUGUCUCUGAGCCACAACCUCGUUCAACACAGUUUGUGUUUCUGGCAGCGGUUCAUUCCCCUCAUGACCCUGUUCCCCAUGAAGCCACCGGAGGAGGAGCCAAACGCGGCCCCGCCCUUCGCCACGCCCCCCGUGUCGUUGCUCCUCCUCUCCUCCUUCCUGCACCGGGCCUUCACCUAAAUCCUUUGGGGCAGAAGAACAACAAAGAACUAAAAAGAGAGAGAGAGAAGAAAAAAAAUACAAGUGUUGAAGGCGUUUGUUGAAAAAUGGCGACUUUUUAAUUUUUUUUCUAUUUUUUUUUUUCUAAUCUUUUAUGUGAAACUAGUAGGGAAUUUUCUGUUUUUGUUUUUUUUAGGUCUUUAUGUGAAACUUUUAGGGAAUUUUCUAUUUUCUUUUUUUUUUUUAGUCCUCUGUGUGAUUUUUUUUAUGGAAAUCCGUUUGUGAGCGAGAGAUGACAAAGAUUUAAAUUUUGAGAAACAAAUGUCUAUCUUAAAUAUUUCAUAAAAUAAUACAUGUAAAUAAAAAUGAUUCCUUUUUUUCCAUCUCCCACACUUUUUUAAUAUAAUCUUUCUCGUCUUUCGUAAGAAAAAUAAAAAUGUCUCACAAGAAAUAGAUUAAAAAAACACAUAAGGAGUAUUUUUUGUUUGUUUGUGACUAGACUUCGAGUAUAUUAAUCACUUUCAAUGACAUUUUAUAUUAAUUCACUAAUAUAUAUUCUGUACGUUAAAAAAAAUACAGUUUAACAAAAGAUACAAGAUUUGUUUGUUUUUCUUUGUAUGUUUGUAUGUGAGGGUUAUCCAAUUAUAAGUGUCUAUGUAUAUUUUUUCUAUUUCUUUUUUAUCUUAUUCUUAUUCUCAUUUUUAUUCUUCUUCGUUUCUCUUAUUUUUUUCUGAUUAAAAAUGAAGAAGUUGUGUAUGAGCAACAAGAAGUGAUUUCAAAAUGUAUAUAUAUAUAUAAAUACAAGGGUGAUUUGCCUAUGUAUUAGCAUGCGUACUUGUUUGUUUGUUGUAGUCCCCCCCCCUCUCUUACUCUCUUUCUCUUUCUCUCUUUAUCUCUCGUUCUCUUUCUCUCUCUCUCUCUCUCUCUCUCUCUCUCUCUCUCUCUCUCUCACUUUCUCCCUCGUUUCCUCCCUCCUCCUCCCUCCUCCCUCCCUCUCCCUCUCUCUCUCCCAAGUAGAUCAGGACUACUUCUAUUUUUAUAAACCAAGUCGCCAAUCGCAAAAAGAAAAUUAAAGAUAAAAAUGUACCCCCAAAGGAAAGAGAAAACGAGAAACGCAAAAGUCAUAUUCUAAAAGUUUCUUCAGUGCGUCUCAAGCAAUCGCCGUGAGAGGGCGUGUGCUUGUCUGUCACGAAGAAGAAACCACAGUGUUUAUAAAGUGUAAAUUUGUACAUAGUUCCUGCUACCUAAUGGAUAUAAUUUGGUGCAUUUGUGUAUAGCUGUAUUACUAACGAUAGAAAAAGUGUCAUUUGAUGGAGAUGUAUUAUGAACCAGAGAUAUAGAUGAUACGUUCUUUAAUGUAAAGUUGCAAUAUGUUAUAGAUAUGAUAUAUUUUUCUCUCUCUUUUCUCAUUUCACUUGUCAGUAACCAUUUUGAGAAGCUGUAAGGGAGAUUGGCGUGGAGCAAAAACCUGCUUAUGUAGAAGGCUACUGUUUAUACAAGUUUAGUUAUUUUGAAAAACUGUUGAAUGUCAUUUGUUUUUUUUUCGUGAGAAUAUUAGAUGAUAUGUAUUAAUCCUUGUUUGAUAUUUUAAAGUAAAUAUUGAUCCCCA